GUUAGUUAUCUUUGAAAAGUGUUGUCAUGACGAUGAUCAUGACAACAACAACAUCAUUAAUGGUGGACAUGUCAGCCAUAUUUCGAUAGUUAUGCCUGCGGAGGUUCCUUUGCCGAAGUCAGGACCGACGGCCCAAAUUUGUGUUUGGGCUGAUUUUACAUUGAAGGACAUUGAUGAAUUAAGCUGGCUACAUGAGCCUGACAAAAUUAAAGGGAAAAUUUCUGAAGUACUUGGUAUUAAUGUGAUUGAAAGCAGCAUUAAAAAAGAUAUUUUGGUAGAUUUGUUCUACUUUGCAUAUAAAUUCGGAAGGGAAAGAUGUUUCAAUGAAGAACAACAGAGUGCAUUUUUGUCAAUAAUCAAAAGGACUCAUGAAAAGGCUAUGGACUCCCCUUUUGGUAAUGUUGACGCUGCUUAUGAAUAUUUCAAAGAACUUCUUGUGAGACAUUGUAUGAAGAGGCCUCCAUUCUGUGUGCAACUGUACAGUAUGGCUGAAGCAAAAAGCAUCACUGACUAUGUACUUAAUACGUACUUCAAACAUUAUAAACUCUACAAAUAUGCAUUUACUCCAAAGGUUCGGCUUAAUCUUACUUUUGAGUACAACGGAUUGCCCGAGGAACCCGCAGAGAUUGAAGGUGAAAAGGAAGAGCCGGAAGGUGGUGCAAAUGUGGAAAUUACGGUUGAAGGAGAUUCUGGUAUCGCUGAGCCAGAGCAAAUGGAGAAUGAAGAUCCUCCUGCUGUCAAAGAACUCAAGACAAUUAUAAAUUCAACUCUUUCAGAUCAAGUCCAAAAGCUUAAGAUGAAUAUGGAUGAACAGUUGAAAACAAACGAGGAAACACUCCUGAAGAAAAUCUCAGCAGCUGCAGGAACAGAAAGAGGACCUAGCCGAAAGUCACGAAAGAAAUAAUUUCUUUCCACCUGUCCAAGUAACGCUUUGUUGUUUUAUUUGUUGUGUUAUAUAUUAUGGUGCACUUGUGGUAAGGGUAUCUUUUGUAUAUAUUAUCAUUUUAAAACUGAC
Molecule: messenger RNA, 1015 nt
Organism: Rhopilema esculentum
Lineage: Eukaryota; Metazoa; Cnidaria; Scyphozoa; Rhizostomeae; Rhizostomatidae
Product: cilia- and flagella-associated protein 119
Source: RefSeq, a predicted model, not a curated record